This is a messenger RNA of Tuber melanosporum (Perigord truffle), 6238 nucleotides long. RefSeq lists its product as uncharacterized. The record is from RefSeq and is a predicted model, not a curated record. Gene Ontology annotation, biological process: protein phosphorylation; phosphorelay signal transduction system. Lineage: Eukaryota; Fungi; Ascomycota; Pezizomycetes; Pezizales; Tuberaceae. The transcript has 10 exons. Gene Ontology annotation, molecular function: phosphorelay sensor kinase activity; protein binding; ATP binding. Bases 1 to 5862 code for a protein of 1953 amino acids.
AUGCCAGUGUCUCCACGCCCCGUUGUUGCCAAGCCAAGGACUCAGUCGGAUUUGAUCAAGAUAUUGUCGGUAUUUUCGGAUGUUGUACACAUACUCGCAGUUGCACAUCAAGCCGGGAUAACGCAUAAUAAUGUGAAUACACACUCAAUAAUCGUCACAAAAAAACCCAAGACCACGGGGGCGGGCGUGCCGGUGCUUGGGAAACUAGGGGGAUGGCAUUUGGCAUCGCGCUUAGAGCGGGAGGAUCCUGGGAGAGCUGAAGGCACAAUGUUGCGCGGAUUAAAUCCGGCUCCUUUACAAUAUAUUGCGCCAGAGUGCACUGGCAGAAUGAAUAGAUCUGUUGAUUACCGAGCAGACUUCUAUUCCCUCGGGGUAGCGCUAUAUGAGCUUAUUGUGGGGUUCUUGCCAUUUCGGAGUGCCGAUCCACUGGAAUUGAUCCAUCAGCACAUUGCCCAGCAACCAGUGCCGCCCACCGAUGUGAACGCUUCUAUUCCUACAGCGGUAUCGGCUGUGGUGAUGAAACUUUUGGCGAAGAAUGCGGAAGACAGAUAUCAGAUCGCUUCCGGGCUGAAAGCGGACAUUGAUAUGCUUAUCCGGAGGAUGACGGAGGGUCGGAGUUUGGAAGGUAUGAGGGUCGGGGAAUUGGAUACAACCAGUCAAUUUGUGAUCACCGAGAAGCUGUAUGGGAGGGAGGAGGCAGUAUCGAUGCUGAAGGGGGCCUAUGAGAAAUGUUUGAACCAAGGGGGAUGCAGCAUGGUGAUGGUUAGGGGAGGAUCUGGUGUGGGAAAAUCUCGGCUUGUCAACGAAAUCCAGCGACCAGUGGCGGAAAACAGAGGAUAUUUCACAUCCGGGAAAUUUGAUCAAUAUAAAAGGGGUUUUAGCUUUUUCACCUUGGUUCAAACGCUUCAGGAUCUCGUGCGCCAGGUGCUUUCUGAAUCUAUACAGAGUCUCUCUCGGUGGCGGACGGAAACAAUAAGAGCUCUGGAUGGAGAUGCUGCCGUAUUGGUGGAUCCCUUAGCAAACCUAGGACCAGUUGAGAGGGAGAACAGGUUUCGGGAAGUGAUUGGCCGAUUCCUAGCAGUCUUUGGGAGAAGAGGAUUAGUGGUCUUCUUGGACGAUCUUCAGUGGUGCUCUCAGAGCGAAUGUGCUGACAACGGUCCCACGGUUGUUGAACAUACAGGUUUAUUGAUUAUCGGCACUUAUAGGGAUAGUGAAAUUGACCAAGAUCACCCUCUACCACCAAUGCUUGAAUACGUCCAGACCAGAGCCGGCGUAGACGUAGUGGACAUUGAGCUUGGCCCUUUAGACCAGGAUUCCGUGAGAAAGAUAAUUGGUGACACGCUUCACCGGGAUCCCGAUUAUGGUCGAUUGAAAGAGGACGCUGAAAUGCAGACCCUGACUGAACUGGUGUAUGCGAAGACAUGCGGUAAUGCAUUUUUUGUGAUGCAAUUAUUGAAAAGCUUACAUCGGGGCGGCCACAUUGUAUUCGAUUUCGGAGCCAAAGGUGGUGGGCAAUGGAGAUUCAACCUGACCAGCAUUGAGGCCGAUGACUUGCCUCCUACCGUGGUGGAUUUACUCGUGAAGCAGAUGCUCAAGCUCAACGGUCCUACGCGGACCGCGAUGAUGCUUGCAGCGUGCAUCGGGACCGAUAAUGUGGGCCUGCAGUCCUUGGCCGUAGCUGCAGGGAAGAAACCGGAGGAGAUGGCGAGUGAUUUAUGGGGGGGGUUGGAUGCCGGUUUACUGCUCCCUACAAGCGGGAAUUACAAAAUACCGCUUGCCCUUGACGAGGACUCAUCCAUGCUUGGAGGUUGCGCGGUCACCUAUAGGUUUUUACACGAUAGGGUUCAGCAGGCGGCCUAUUCCUUAAUCCCCAAGAAUGAGAGGGCGGGGGUUCACAGGAUGAUUGGGACGAGGCUGUUAAAGAAGGUUCCGGAGGAGGAUUUAGACGGCAUGCUAUACGAAAUUGUCAACCAACUAAACCACUGGCUAUCACCACUAGAGAAGGACGAACGACACACCCUUAUGGAACUAAAUCUGCGAGCUGGUAAGACAGCGAUCGCGGCGACGGCCUUUGACGCGGCCCUCUUGUAUUUCCUGACCGCCAAGCAAUUGCUGGAUGAUCACGAGAAGGAGGAGGAAGUCGACGUUGGAUUGGAAAUCAAUUUAUCCUUGAUUGAGGGAUACUUCGCUCAUCAGAAAUAUGUGGAAUCGAUCAAUCUCGCCGAUGCGGUUCUUCCGAAAUGCAUUAAACCCCGAGACAAGAUAAGGUGUUUGGUUCACAAGAUGAGCUGCCUUCUUGUCCAGGGGAAACUAAACGAGACGAUUGAGACUGGGCUUUUGGGAUUGGGCGUUCUGAGUUUGGAGGUUCCCCUCGAUGAUGCGAAGGCAAAAUCGCACGCCGACAUGAUGAGACCUAGGAUUUUGAUGGACGUCGCGCAGAUCAAAGCUCUCGAGAAGAUGCACCGAUUAAAAGAUGAGAAUCUGAUAUUGCUUCAAGAACUGAUUUCUAGUUUGCUAUUGCCGAUAUACAUGAGCAGGCCAGCCUUACUGGAGGCGGUAUGCUUCACGAGUGUGGCCAUCAGUCUGGAGUUUGGGAUAUCUACUGCCGGAGCCUACCCUAUGCUAAUGACCGGUGUUAUACUCUCUGCCGAGGGAACGCAAGAAGCCCACCUCAAAAGUUAUGCCUACGGCAGACUAGCCAUAAACCUCAUUGAGAAGGAUACUCUCAUGUGUCCUGCGGCGCCUGCAAUCUACGAGGUCUACGCCGGUCACAUUGGAAUCUUUCAUUGCAGCAUGAACGAGGUUCUUAAGUCAUUGCACCAAGCUGUUACCGCAGGUGUAGCAUUGUUCAAUGUGGAUUACACUGUUUUCGCGAUGGCCGAGAUCCCAUCUUUUGGGAUGUUCGGCGGCGAGAACUUGAGUGCAGUCCACUCCAAAAUGGUUGCUACGAAACCUAGCAUACGGAAAUUCAAACAACUAACCGGGAUGUGGUGGUUGAGUUUUCCUCUCCAAUUUCUCCUUAAUCUCCGAGGCCUCGGCAACCCGGAUCCGAUAUGCUUCGAAGGAGAAGAACUGGGAGAUUCCAAAGCUUUGUCUAAGCUUCUUAGCAGCGAGAGCAUGACUCAUAUAUAUCUCUACCAUAUGUACCGUUUGAUCAUAGCGGUAAUAUACGGCCGCUACGAUAUUGCGGCAGACCUCGCAACGCACUACUGUGAGCCCAUGAGCGGGGGGGUUACUGGGACCUUUUACGCUUCGCUUACGUAUUUCUAUUCGUCAAUCGCAUUCCUGCACCUAUAUGACACAAUAUCGGACGAGCAAAAGGACCUUCUUGAUCGGAAUAUCAAGCAAAUUCAAAUUUGGAGCACCACCGCCAAAGGUACCUUUUUGCACAAGAGCGUGUUCUUGGAGGCCGAGUUUACAAGAGUCAAGAAACCUAGUCAGCAGCUAGAGAUAUUAGACAAAUACGAUCACGCGAUUUCACUAGCUACGAGCAGUGGGUUUGUACAUGAUGCCGCAUUUAUUAGUGAGAGGUGUGGUUCCUGGUUGCGAGCGUUCUCGAAGAGGCGGGCAGCGCCAUACAUCAGGGAAGCGGUUCGGGGGUAUACUGCCUGGGGCGCGACAAAUAAAGCCAUGGAAUUAAGGAAAGGGUCCGCAGAGGAUCUCGCAACCAAGGACCCACAUGAUGAUGACGAGACAUCUCACGCAUCUUCUCGUAGGGAGAACGAACCAUCAUCUUUGGGGUCCGAAUUGGACUUCCGGACUGUUUUGAAGGCGUCACUGGUCAUCUCAGAGGGGAUGCAUCUCGAGGAGGUUAUUGUGAAACUCAUGAAGAGUGUCUUGCAAACCGCUGGAGCAGAUUAUGGAGUCCUCAUUCUCAAGGAGGACGGAAACCUUCACGUUGAAACUGUUGGCUUGCUCGACCAGGUAUCCAUUCUAGAGCACGAACCUUUGAACACGCGCGCCGAUUUAGUUCCGGUCUCAAUAGUCAACAUCGUCGCAAGCCUCGGAGAGCAAAUUUUGAAGGAUAGUGAUGAUCCUAAAUUUGACGCAACCUAUGGGCGAGAUAGCUACUUCCAGAACCGAAGGGCAAAGAGCGUUCUCUGCAUGCCAAUACAGAACCAACUAAAACCCAUGGGCGUCCUAUACUUGGAAAACAAGUUUGUUAACCAUGCAUUCACAAGGCAGAGGCAGGAAUUACUGAACGUGCUCUGCACCCAGGCUGCAGUGACAAUCGAUAAAGCACGUUUGUAUCGACAGAUGGAGCUGGCGAAAAAGGCGGCUGAAGAAGCCACAGCAGAAAAAUCUAGUUUUCUCGCGAAUAUGUCCCACGAAAUUCGAACGCCAUUCAAUGCCCUUCUCUCAUGCUCAAUCUUUCUACUAGAUACAGGCUUGUCAGAACAGCAAAGAGAAUAUGUAGAGACAAUUCGAAACUCUGCGGUCCUCACACUCCAGAUCAUUGACGGUAUCCUUGAUUUUUCGAAGAUUGAGCACGGCGCUAUCGACUUGCAAGUGUCACCCUUUUCUCUCAGAGACUGUAUCGAAAGCGCUUUGCAGCUUGUUGCCGAGCCAGCCGCAACAAAGGACCUGGAGUUAGCUUUCCGUAAUAAAUGCUCCAACGUCGAUACCGUCCAUGGGGAUAUUACUCGAUUCCGGCAGUGUGUAAUCAACUUGAUUGGUAACGCCGUCAAGUUCACACAAGAAGGUCACAUACUCGUUACGACCGAAGCUAAAAAAUUGCCUAAUAGUGAGCUGUGGAGUGUGGAAGUCGCUGUGCAAGAUACUGGAAUUGGUAUCCCUGAUAAUGCACGCGAUCGGCUGUUCAGGGCAUUUUCUCAAGUGGAUACUUCAACGCGUCGUACCUAUGGUGGGACCGGGUUGGGUCUAGCGAUUUCUAGGAAGUUGGCCGAGAUGAUGGGAGGCGAUAUCUGGUUCGAAAGCGAAAAAGGCGUCGGAUCAACAUUCCAUUUGACUAUCACGGCUGAGGUCACCGGAAGAACUUGGUGUGCCGACAAAAGAUUAAUUGGGAGAAAAGCGAUUGUUGCUGACACCCACUCAUUGUCGUCCAAUAUCCUAGCAGACGAAUUGGAGGUGGAAGGGUUGACAGUAACCCGUACCAAUACGGCCGAGGCUACAUUGAAGCAACUUCACGACCACGGAAUCGGAUACUACGAGUUUGCACUUAUCGAUUUAUCUGUGGACAAAACGUGCCUCCUCGCGGACCAAGUGAACAAAUUCGACCCCAGGAUCCGGGUGAUUGUGAUGUCUCGGUUCGGAGUCAACCUUCCUUCAAUUGCUCAGGCGUACAACAUUGCACUGAGCUUUGUCAGGCCCGCGCCGAGGAGUAGGUAUGUACAAGCUAUUCACGACGUUAUGAACCCGAACAAGAAAAAACACAUUAUCCCUUCCAAGAAUCAAGAGAUGGAAUUGCUCCGGUCCCUCGCCCGUCGACAUCCACUGAAUAUCCUACUAGCGGAGGAUAAUCUGGUAAACACGAGGGUUGCACUUCAGCAUCUGAAGAGGAUGGGUUACUCAGCAAAGCACGCGAAGGAUGGCAUAGAGGUCCUUGAGAUGUGUGAAGAGGCGGCAGAAAGGGGCGAUAUGUUUGACGUAAUCUUGAUGGAUAUACAAAUGCCCCGGGCAGACGGUAUAGAAACGAGUCUAGAACUGCGUAGGAGAUAUGUUGAUGAGGAAAGGCCGACGAUAAUCGCUCUGACAGCGAACGCGACUGCGAAUGAUCGGGAGAGAUGUCAGCAGGCGGGAAUGUCUAGCCAUAUUGCGAAGCCGAUACUUCCGAAUGAUCUUGCGACUGCUUUGAUGUCUACCUCCCCACUGCAACUGUCGGCGGUGAAACGUCAGGAUUGACCACCCGUUUCCGCUCCGACCCUGAUAGUACCUACUGCUCUUGCAGGCGUUCUUGUUCUCACCUACUUUGUUUUUAUAUACUAGAGGGGUUUCCCCUUCUUUUCAUCCUCUACCUAUCCGAUAUUCUCGAACUUUACCUUCUCAUCUUCAACCCAUCCCUCACCUACCAAUACUGCCGCUGCGCUCGCUCGCCCUUAGAAAAACAUGGGGCAGUUCAUGUGCGACAACUUUACUUCUCCCUUCCUCCCUUCGGCCUACUUCGUUUCGUACUAUACAUAUUUUUUACUCCUUCCUUGUGAUACAUCUUUGCUUUUGGAUCAGCUUUACCUAACUUGAGGAUUUUUUUUUUUUUUUUGCUGUUGUCGGGAGUUUUUUU